Messenger RNA from Quercus lobata, 339 nucleotides. Its product is annotated as ATP-dependent 6-phosphofructokinase 2-like. Gene Ontology annotation, molecular function: 6-phosphofructokinase activity. The record is from RefSeq and is a predicted model, not a curated record. Lineage: Eukaryota; Viridiplantae; Streptophyta; Magnoliopsida; Fagales; Fagaceae. Bases 1 to 339 code for a protein of 112 amino acids. Gene Ontology annotation, biological process: glycolytic process. The transcript has a single exon.
AUGAUACUCAUCGUCGUCGAUUUCAACCUUCAUGGUUUGAAUCAGCCCCCCCAUGUAAAAAUUCCUGGCUACGCCCCUGCAUGUGAUCGUAUCUUCUUCGACCUGUAUCAAAUUCUGGUUGCUAUUAUUACCUGUGAUAGACUCUCAUGUCCUGGUCUCAACAUUGUAACCAGUGAGAUCGUGGUGGUUUUUUGGGACCUCUAUGGUGUAAGUCAGAUAUUUGGUGUUAAAGCUGGUUACAAAGGGCUCUACUCCUCUGAACCUUUGGAGCUCAAUCCUAAACUAGUGCAUAGCUGGCACAAUAAAGGUGGCACUGUGCUCGAGACGACAUUCCUCUAG